GUUUGAGAAAAAACUGCUUCAGUUUCCAAACCCAUAGUUAUCAUUCAUUCUUUUCUUCUGAGACAUUUUUACAAGUAGAAUUCUAUUUAUCCAGUGUAAUAAAGCAUUUUACUCUUUCAUGCCACCAUAUGACCUGCACAAAGAUAGAUGUUUGAUAGAAUCUGUAAGAUCCAAAAACAAAACAGAUUAAUGCCCUUUUAAUCAUUUGUCUCAAAAGGUAAGAUUAUGUGCCUUUUUUUCUAAGGUCUAGCACAUGGCUUGACCACAUGUGCUUGUAAUUUGCCUACACUUCAUAGUGUUAUUCUGGGUUGAAUGUUUUCACUUCUGUAAAUGCCUGAAUGCUGUGUGAAGCUGUCUUUUUAUUAGAUUACUUCCUCAUCUGUAAAGUGCAAAUUUUCAGGUAAAGAUGAAGAUGCUCUUGGUCAUGUUUGGACCCGGAUUGUACCUGUUUUUUGUACUGGAUCAACUCAAUUUGGUCAAAACACUGAACCUGGAAUUCUACCCUUGUGACAAAACCUUCAGCAAUGGAAAUAUACAUUUAGACUGCAUGCACAGAAACCUCAAGAGCAUCCCCAAAUUCAGGUCCCUUUUUAUCACCUUAUUAAAUCUGGAUGGAAAUCGUAUACAUCAAGUGAAAAGUGAUGAUUUCUCAGAUAUUCCCAAUCUUCAGAGUCUAAGUUUAAAGUGGAACUGUUUGCCUGGUCGCCUCAAGGCACUGAAAUUGCCUUCAUGCCAAGUGAUUAUUGACCAUGAUGCUUUUGUUCAUCUCAAGAACUUGACCUUCCUUCACUUGGCAGGAAAUAGUCUCAAGACUAUUCCUCUUCUACCCCAGAACCUUGAAGUCUUAGGCUUAGAAUUUAACAAUAUUUUCCGCAUUGAACAACACCUAGGAACACCUUUUCUCAAACAACUGCUUCUUGCCAAAAAUUGCUACUAUGCCAACCCCUGUAAUGAAUCAUUUUUCAUUGAUCAAAUGGUGUUUCAGGGUUUACCUUUGCUUCAGAACCUCACUCUUGGCUUUAAUAAUCUGACCUCCAUUCCCACACACCUGCCAGCCUCACUGGAAAGUCUAGACCUGAAACAAAACAGGAUAACGGAGAUCCGGGAAGGCUCUUUUACAAACCUCACUAAACUCCGUUACCUUAAUCUGGAGUGGAACUGUCAAAGGUGUGAUCAUGCAGCUCAACCUUGUUCCCCUUGCCCAAAUAAUUCAUCCUUAGGCCUGCAUGAGACAGCCUUUUUUGAGCAGAGAGACUCACUUGUUACCCUUAGUCUACAGGGAAACUCAAUUCGUUCCAUUCCGAAAAAUCUUUUUGCACAACUAAAGAAACUAAAGACGCUUGACCUCUCAAACAAUCUCCUUGCCUACAGCAUCAGUAAUGGCACGUUUUAUGAGGAACUGCAGGGUGUUGUGUCCCUGAGCCUUCGCUAUAACUACCAUCCUCUGAAAAUAUUUCCAUUGUUGGUACUGUCACCCUCUAUUAGCAGAAUGAAGUCCUUGAGGAAGCUUCAUUUAAGUGGGCUUUUUUUUCAUCAGUUGUCCAUCAAUAGCCUUAAGGCUCUUUUCAGCCUACCACAGCUUGUGUAUCUUGACCUGAGCCUGAACUUCAUUCGUUCUUGUAAUUUAACUGCAUUUAAGCAACUGAGAUCCUUGAGAAUGGUUGACCUUUCGCAGAACAUGAUAACAAUCAACCCAUACUACACAGCAAGCUCUAGUAAGGCCCUGACCCUGGAUAGGUAUCAGAGGGAUGAUCAUCUGCAGCUUCAAGAUACGCCUGCAUUCGAGUCAAAGCUCCAGAUGAAUUUUAUGCACUGCACUGGCAAAGAAUGUCCAAAAAGUUAUUCGAUGCAGAAAUUUCAAAAGUGUUUUUGUUAUGGAGAACUCUUUUUUGACCUAUCGCAAAACAAUAUCCCAUGGAUUAAUGCAAGUACUUUCAAAGGACUGGAGAAAACUGUGUGCUUGGAUCUGUCCUAUAACUAUAUGAGUCAAGCUUUAAAUGGCCACCAGUUCAAUCUGCUUACCAAACUGGUAUACCUCAACAUGGCACACAACCGUAUUGACCUUUAUUUUAUUGAAGCAUUCCAGGAGCUAGGAAGCACACUUAAGGUUCUUGAUCUCAGCAACAAUGAAUUCCAUUUUCUCAUGAGGGGAAUAGGGCACCGCUUCACAUUCAUAAAGAACUUGACUUCGCUUGAAGUUCUUAGUUUAGCAAACAAUAACAUUGGUAUGCGAAUCUCCAACACACUUUAUAGUACAUCUCUAAAGUGUCUGUUGUUCUCUGGAAAUCGUUUGGACAUCAUGUGGGACACCCGUGGAGAUCAGUACAUACGAUUCUUUCAGGGGUUGACGAAUCUUACAUACCUGGACAUUUCUGAAAACCAGCUUAGAUCAUUUUCCCCAGAAGCAAUCAUUAACCUUCCUCCAAGUAUUCGUGUGCUCAGGAUGGACUCGAACCUACUGAAUUACUUUCCUUGGGAAAAUAUAUCAGUUCUCAGUCAAAUGUGCUAUCUGAACCUCAGUGGAAACUAUCUUUUUGACUUACCAGACCAAGUUAUCUACUUUGGCAAUAAGCUUAGAAGCCUGGACCUCAGUCAUAACCGACUAAGUGUAAUUCCAGAGUCUUUCUUUAGUCAGGCAAAUGGUCUUAAAGAACUGAUGCUCAAUCACAACCAGCUGAAGAUCUUAGAGCCGCAUGCUCUGCCCCCAUCAUUACAGAAAGGCAAUGCCGUUUGUAACACUUCAACCUUCUGCAAGCUAACAUUGCAUGCUAACCCCUUUAUUUGUAGCUGUGCCACUUCCUGGUUUACUGAUUUUCUACGAAAAAGUCCUGUGGAUAUCCCACACCUCACUAUAGAUGUUCGUUGUGGUUUUCCUCAAUCACAGACAGGAGUAAAUGUGCUUUCCAUUGAUCCUCGCUCCUGCCAGGAGAUAUUUGGCAGUGUUUCCUUCCUCUUUACAUUCCUUCUGACUAUCACAGCAAUUUCAGUCCCUAUUUUGAGACAUCUAUAUGGCUGGGACCUGUGGUACUGUUUCCAAAUAUUGUGGGCAGGACAUAAAGGUUACACUCCACUUCAAGGAAACAACAUGAACAACCAACAUGAUGCAUUUGUGGUGUUUGAUACAAAGAGCAAGGCAGUGAGAGAUUGGAUCUACAAUGAGAUGUUGAUUAACUUGGAAAGCAGAGGAAGAUGGAAAUUACGGCUCUGUCUAGAAGAACGGGACUGGGUACCGGGUGUAUCAUGCAUUGAGAAUCUACACAACGCAGUGUACAACAGCAGGAAAACGGUGUUUGUGCUGACUAACCAGCGUGGCCAUGAUUCUGUGAAUGGGAUAAUAAAGCAAGCUUUCCUUCUGGUCCAGCAGAGACUGCUGGACGAGAAAGUGGAUGUUGCAAUUGUAGUUCUCCUAGAUCCUCUCUUCCCCAAGUUCAAGUACCUGCAGAUGAGAAAGAGGCUCUGCAGAAAGUCGGUUCUCUCCUGGCCUAAGAAUCCUCGAGCCCAGCCUCUCUUCUGGAAUGACUUGCAUAUUGCUCUAGCAUCUGACAAUGUGAGAUCCUAUGAUAAAAAAGUCACAGAGAGCUUCCUAUCUAAUGAGUUUCUAUAAAUCAUGGCACCCAGAUCUGAUGUUUAACCUAAGCAUACUAAGUAAUUCAGAGGGCCUAUUUAUUUACAAAAGCUGUUUCAUUUAUUUACAUACAUCGAAAAGUAUGAAAGCAACACUAACUGCAAAAAUUAAUAUAAGUUUUUGUUCAAGACAUUACAGUGAUGUAUGCAUAAAAUAAAAGCAUGUGACUAAACGUUUGAAGCAAUGUCCAGUCUCAUCCUGGAGGCAGGAAUACACCCUGGACCAAAUGCCAGUCCGUUGCAGGCCACCUAAAAUACCCGUUCAUUUUCACCUAUGGGCAAUUUAUUAGAGCCAGUCCACAUUCCAGCUUGUUUUGAGAAUUGGAAAGAAACUGCAGUACCUGGAAGAAAUCUACAUGGAGAGCAUUCGAAACACCUCACAGACAGUAACCCAGGAACCCUAUACCCAGGAAUUGUGAGGUUCCAUAACUUCCUGCCAUGCCACUGAGCUGCCUGCAUAUUUUGUGUAUUUUACUUACUUGUUAAAAUAUUCCUGAACAGGAGUUGCUUGCUGCCAUACUUUUGGAAUAUGUAUUAUUCUAUCCACAUUCACUGGAUAUGAGCAAUCGAGCACUCUGAUUGAUUGGCUACUCUACUACUAGGUCAUCAGCUCAUAUACCAUGAGUAGAGAAAAACUAAAUGGGGGAGCAUGUUGCUCAACCAAUUGAGGACAAAAUGAAAACUCUAAUCGAAAACAAAACCCCAACAAAUACAAAAAAAGCAACAAAAUAUGGAAUGAAACUAUUUAAUGGUAAGAAUCUUUUUUUCCAAUAAUUAUUACUAUAGCAUUUUUCACAAAUUGCUAUUGUCAUUUCUCCAGUUUGUUUACAUUCUAAGCGGAAAUUAUUUUGUCGGACGUUUUGUAUAAAGUAUUUAUCGAAUUUGGUAAAAAUAAAAGUGCUCUGUUUCUCAAAAUCCAGUGAAUGUGGAUAGAAUAAAAGUUAUUACACUCAAUCUCAUCAUACAUAACUUAUCGCCAACUCAGCGCGAAGCUCCUCAUCGGCUAUCAGCUCAUGUACGACUCGAUUAAGUGGAAUAACUUGAAUAUAGUGCCUCACUGAUACCAUAAUCAUUUUUCAUAUGCCUGAAAAUUAUUUUCCAGCUUCAUAGCAACAUCAGAUCCUCUAAAUUUAUUUUUGUUGAAUGUACAAUAAGACCACGUAUAAUGACCUGAUGUAUGAAAAA
Messenger RNA from Neoarius graeffei (lesser salmon catfish), 4809 nucleotides. RefSeq names its product toll-like receptor 9 (gene tlr9). The transcript is spliced from 2 exons. NCBI's taxonomy places the organism in Eukaryota, Metazoa, Chordata, Actinopteri, Siluriformes, Ariidae. The record is from RefSeq and is a predicted model, not a curated record. Gene Ontology annotation, biological process: defense response to virus; canonical NF-kappaB signal transduction; toll-like receptor signaling pathway. Gene Ontology annotation, molecular function: protein binding; pattern recognition receptor activity. Gene Ontology annotation, cellular component: plasma membrane. Bases 407 to 3604 code for a protein of 1065 amino acids.